AUGGCUGCACGUGCUGCUACCCCCGAUUCUCAACCUUUGCUUCAGGGCUUCGACCAUGCCCGCGCCUCUCUUUUCAAAUCGCCAGCCAACGUUUCCUUGCGAUCCUUGGAAGAUGCCGAUGUUUCAGUGUCUGGGUCCGAGGACGAAGAGGUGAACUCGCAGACUACUUUCUGGCGACGUCUGCGAAUGGCCAUACGGCGGCGGAACAACUCACGCAAGAUCCAGGCGUCUGGAACAGUCCGACUACUCCUCCACGACGAGAGAAAGAGGCCGAGGGAGUUCAGAUUCAGGAACCGACGUCUUGCAGCGAAGGCGUGUGUAUUAAUACCACUACUAAUCUUCAUCCUAUAUGGAUUCAUCCACAUCCUCAACAUCUUCCUGGGCCAUGUACCCAUCUUCCUGGACAACUCCAGUCCACCCAACUUCGACUGGAACAUACCAGAAAAAGACUUGCUGGACAUCACGCGGGACGUGACGCCCAUCCACUGCCACUCUCACAACGACUACUGGCGACGGGUUCCCCUCUACGAUGCCCUUCGCUGGGGUUGCACAGGCGUCGAAGCCGACGUCUGGCUCUUCGACGAGGAACUCCACGUCGGCCACAGCACCAACGCCUUGACACCCAACCGAACAUUUCGAUCCAUGUACGUCGACCCACUGGUAAAACUGCUGGACCACCAAAACCAAAACCCAACCACCCCAUCCACAUCCUCGACGCCGAAAAACGGCCUCUUCCCAAAAAGACCGUCGGAAACCGUAGUCCUCCUCGUCGACUUCAAAAACAACGGCCACAACAUCUUCCCAGUCGUAUCCGCCCAUCUCUCCGCCCUGCGUGAAAAACACUAUCUCACAUACUACAACGGCACGGCCACCAUCCCCGGCCCCAUCACAAUCGUAGCCACAGGAAACGCCCCCUUUGACCUCAUCAUCGCAAACACCACAUACCGCGACAUCUUCUUCGACGCCCCCCUCGACCGCUUAUAUAUUGACCCAGACUCCCCCCCUUCCCCUCCCCCUUCCUUCUCAACUCCACAACACAACAACCACCACCACAUCAACCCCCCAACCCCACCUCCCCUCUCCUCAGCCGGCCAAGGCACUGUAGGCACAACCCCGCACUCCUCCUUCACCCCCGCCAACUCCUUCUACGCCUCCACAAACUUUGGCCGCUCCAUUGGCUGGCUCUGGUUCGGCUACCUAUCGCCCGCACAACUCCGCACCAUUCGCGGCCAGAUCAGGGGUGCCCGCGAAAGGGGCCUGCGUCCUCGCUAUUGGAGCGCGCCCAAGUGGCCUGUUGGCCUGCGCAAUCGUGUGUGGAGGCUGUUGGUGCGGGAGGGGGUGGGGUAUUUGAAUGGAGACGAUUUGGGGGGUAUGGUGAGGGUAGGGUGGGAUGGGACGGAGUAG
Molecule: messenger RNA, 1404 nt
Organism: Plenodomus lingam JN3
Lineage: Eukaryota; Fungi; Ascomycota; Dothideomycetes; Pleosporales; Leptosphaeriaceae
Biological process (GO): lipid metabolic process
Molecular function (GO): phosphoric diester hydrolase activity
Source: RefSeq, a predicted model, not a curated record